AUGAGAGCUUCAAGUGUGUUAAACCUCCAGGCCUCUGCCACCGCCAACUUGAGACGGCCUUGGCAAACGUUUAGAGAUGGUCAAAUAUGGUAUGGUCUCACAAAGCUGGGUUCGAAGAGACAGGCUUUGACCACCAAGCAAGGGAACAAGAACUACUACAAAGGUACCAGAUCUUCAGGUAUUGGAAAAUUGAAUAACGCAGGAAAUUAUAUGGUAGACUGGACCAAAGUCAGAACUUACGUGGUUCCUGCUGACAUAUCUUCUGUCAGCUUCAAGCCGUUAGUUUCUCCCAACUCUCCCCAGCUUGAACAAAGAUAUGUUGGAUAUGCUGAUGGACCUAAAGAUGGAGAGCUUGCAUGGAAGAAUGUGGUGGACUUCAUUGAGUACGGAGAGAACUACGAUGUUCAAGACAUAGAGGAAAAUGAGUAUAAGGAGGAAUAUGUUAACCCUAAGAUAGUUCAAAGUCAGAUAGAACUUCCUGAAGGUAUUAAACAGUAG
This is a messenger RNA of Yamadazyma tenuis ATCC 10573, 498 nucleotides long. RefSeq names its product mitochondrial 54S ribosomal protein mL41 (gene MRPL27). Gene Ontology annotation, molecular function: structural constituent of ribosome. NCBI's taxonomy places the organism in Eukaryota, Fungi, Ascomycota, Pichiomycetes, Serinales, Debaryomycetaceae. The record is from RefSeq and is a predicted model, not a curated record. Gene Ontology annotation, cellular component: mitochondrial large ribosomal subunit. Gene Ontology annotation, biological process: translation.